Molecule: messenger RNA, 1200 nt
Organism: Naegleria lovaniensis
Lineage: Eukaryota; Heterolobosea; Eutetramitea; Acrasida; Naegleriidae
Exons: 3
Coding region: 1-1200 (399 amino acids)
Biological process (GO): establishment of meiotic spindle localization; mitotic cell cycle; spindle organization
Cellular component (GO): spindle pole
Molecular function (GO): protein binding
Source: RefSeq, a predicted model, not a curated record
AUGACAACCACCUUUCUUGAUCUGUCUCCAAGCUUGGUGCUGCAAAGCUUCUUCGAGGCCAGAAGGGCUGCCGAGGCCAAUAGAGAAAGAGAAAACAAUGCUGCAAUUCUUAUUCAAAAAACCUAUCGGAGAUGGAUUGUGCGAAGUGCUUUUUUAAAGUAUCGACAUCAGGUUAUAACGAUACAACGAGUGUUUAGAGGAUAUUUGUAUGGCAGAAAACUCAAGCGACAAUUGUUAGCAGAAAGAAACAAGCAAGAGAGAGAACAAUUCUAUCAUUACUGUGCAUCACAAAUCCAAAGAAUUUAUCGAGGAUAUCAUGUUCGUAAAUAUGUACACAAUUUUUACAAGAGAAAAGAGUAUUUGGAGUUUGUACAACAACAAAAUGCAACAGUGAGCGAAUAUGUGGAGCAAUAUCGAAAAAUCAGAGAGGAAGAAAUCGCUGAUGAAAAGGAAAAGACCGAUUUCAAACGAUUUCAAGAAUUAUCGAAAUCUUUGCACCACCUUGUCAGUACAAAAACCAUUCCUGGUGUCUACAAACCUAACCAUAGAUAUAUUUCAGAAGAGACAGUGUAUGGAAUUCCUGUUGAGGAUCAACUGAGAUAUGUGGCCAAAAUAGAAUACAUCAACACACUUUCAAAGAGUAGGGCUGUACCAAUCAACAGUACACUGAAAUCAACUAGCAACACUGAGCUCAAAUCCAAUCCCUCCCUCACUUAUUUAUAUCCAGAUCAAUUAAAGACGAGUACAUCUGGUAGUAGUACCAUUGAAAAGGAGAAUUCCAUUCCUGCCAUUGACCAACGAGACAAAAUGCGACUAAGAGACAAACGAUACGGACCCUUUAAAUUGCCAGAAGAUCUGUCAACCAUAAAGAACAAGACCUAUGAUAGAAGUAUUCAGAACGCAUGUAAAUAUGACCUUGAUAAGGAAGUCAACAGAUUUGACAACAUGGUCGAAAAACAAACACGAGUAUCAACACAAGAAUAUAUUACAUACAAAAAACCAACUCAAAAGAUCCUUGGAGAAACUGUUACAGGUUCAGGACAGUUCAAACCACCAGUACGAGCCGUAACACGAAAGGACGAAAAAGACAAACAUUUAGGCUCUGCAUUCAAACCAACAAUCACCAAACCUGGUGUAUUCGACUCUUCAACAAUACCUUUUGUAGCCACAACCGUGCCCUAUGCUUAUAGUAAAAGGUGA